Physcomitrium patens is the source of this 804-nucleotide messenger RNA. RefSeq lists its product as uncharacterized. Lineage: Eukaryota; Viridiplantae; Streptophyta; Bryopsida; Funariales; Funariaceae. Gene Ontology annotation, biological process: negative regulation of apoptotic process; protein stabilization. The record is from RefSeq and is a predicted model, not a curated record.
UAAUCUUCCGAUGCGUCGGAGUUGCAGACAGAAGCGAUGCCUCGGAGCGACCUUGGCAAUCUGACGCAGCUGAAGUUAUAGUUAGUUUUGUCUAGAGGGCCAGGGUCGCGAAGUGCUUGGUCAGGAAUUAGCUGUCUGAGAAAGCCAAGAGAAUUCUGGAGUGAUUAGAAGGGGAUUCGGUAGGGCAGCAGCGAUGGCGGACGAGGGAGUUGAAGUGGCGAAGCCUGAUUCCAAGGACUUGCAACAGCAGAGCAAAGCGCUCGACUCCUUGACUGACCAUGUGGAGGACAGACAACUGGAUUCGGCUCGGGUGCAGCAGGCGAUGGCCUCAAUUGCUGCGACUUCGGAUGCUGAUCGGAAUGCGCAGCGGCUGCGGGAAAAGGAGCUAGCGGCUGUGAAAAUUAACCCUGAGGAUGUGGAUAUUAUUGCCAACGAGCUAGAGAUGGACAAGAAAGUCGCUGAGAGGACGUUGAGAGAACACAAGGGGGAUGCUGUUGCCGCCAUUCGCUCCUUCUUGAAAUAGGGUUUCAUGCUAUUCGUAGGAAGCAACUGUUUGUGAUUUUGUCGGUGAAGUGUGUGCUGGGAUCGCUAUCACUGCCUUUUUUUUCCCAAAGGAAUAGAGGUAGUGAUUUUCACGAAGACCGCUCAAUACAAGUGCUUGCCACUUUUCCAAUAGGAAUCUCACUAGGUUUUUUCAUAUUCAGCAUCAAGUUGUUGCUGAACUGCAUACCUCAACUUUUGACGCCAUAUCUUUGCAAUCAACAUCAGCAUGAAUUCCUACCUUUUCUGUACCUUCUUUAUGAA